This is a messenger RNA of Ochotona princeps (American pika), 372 nucleotides long. RefSeq names its product small ribosomal subunit protein uS10-like. Gene Ontology annotation, cellular component: ribosome; cytosolic small ribosomal subunit. The coding region runs from base 1 to 372 and encodes 123 amino acids. NCBI's taxonomy places the organism in Eukaryota, Metazoa, Chordata, Mammalia, Lagomorpha, Ochotonidae. The transcript has 3 exons. Gene Ontology annotation, biological process: translation. The record is from RefSeq and is a predicted model, not a curated record. Gene Ontology annotation, molecular function: structural constituent of ribosome.
AUGAUGCAGAAACAGUUUAAAGGCGGCCCUGAGACAGGCCUGCAGGCCGUGGAGCAACGGUUGCAUCGAAUUCGCAUUACCCUCACGUCGAAAGAUUUACCGUCCAUUGAGAGAGUCUGCUCAGAGCUUGUCAACGGAGCAAAGGAGAAAAAUUUACAAGUUUCGGGGCCGGUGAGACUUCCCGUGAAAACGCUGCGCGUCACAACUCGCAAGUCGCCUUGCGGAGAAGGUACAAACACGUGGGAUCGAUUUGAACUGCGCAUCUACAAGCGACUGAUUGACCUGCAUUCACCGAGCGAUGUUGUGAGGCAGAUCACGAGCCUGAGCAUAGACCCCGGCGUGGAAGUUGAAAUUACUAUGCCAGAAAUCUAG